This is a messenger RNA of Coprinopsis cinerea okayama7#130, 1089 nucleotides long. RefSeq lists its product as hypothetical. The transcript is spliced from 6 exons. NCBI's taxonomy places the organism in Eukaryota, Fungi, Basidiomycota, Agaricomycetes, Agaricales, Psathyrellaceae. The record is from RefSeq and is a predicted model, not a curated record. Bases 1 to 1089 code for a protein of 362 amino acids.
AUGGAGUCGGUUGGACAAAUACUUCGUCUCCUGAAGAAAUGGAACGCAUCGUCAAAUACAAGGUCGGAGUGCCCUUCAACCCUACCGUUACUUUACUUCAACAGGGAUCUAUCUCGGGACUCGAGUUGGGUGCUUGUCGAUAACGACGACCCUGUUUUCCAGUACGAAGGUGAAUGGGAGACGAACCCGGAAGGAGUCGAAGCUAUUAAUCGGGAGUCUAUUCGGGCUGGACCCGUCUUCAAUUACACCUCUCGGUGGACGAGAAGUGGCGGGAGUGUAUCUGUUACCUUCCAAGUCGAUGGCCAGCCGGUGCCUUCAAUUGCACCCUCCUUCGGCCUCCUCAAUAAUCAAAUCCUCUGCGACUCAGGCCGAGUACUCCAUGAAUGGCACACCCUCACCCUCAAUGUAACAGGAAGGGGUGACCCACUCUGGGUCGAUUUCUUCCGGUACACCCCUACACCCAUCCCUUUUCUCGAUCCACCUCUAACCUGGUUCACGAAUGAUACGCUCACGAACCAGUUCUUUUUCAAAACGCCACAAUUGCCCCACGAGAGUCACCGCCUCAGGGUCGUGUACCAUGGCAACUCCUCGUCCGUACCACUGGCUUUGGACCACUUCAUCUAUGAAGCAAAUGGGAACACCACCGGGUCCGAGUGGGACAAACUGUUCCCUACCGACGGCGGAAGUCAAGAUCAAGCUCCUCCUGCCAGAAGGGCGCUCUCUGCGGCGCAGAUUGGAGGAAUCGUAGGAGGAGUCGUCGCCGCUGCAGCGAUUAUCUUCUUGCUCCUCGCUUUUACCACCGCCUGUUUGGCUCAUGAACUACGUGCUAGGGUUUCGCUGGGUUAUUACAUCUCCUCUCAAUGGGGCGACCUUCCUGAUUUGGGUAGUCAAUCUGGCGGCGUGGGACAGUGUCUCACGCAGGAGAUGGACGAGCGCUACUUGCCUCUUAACGCCAUGAUGUACUUUGCAUCUGACGCCUGGGCUUGCUCUCUACCUGGGAAGACAUCCGACAACACUAUAUCACCUAAUACCCGACAAACUCGAAGCCAAAUUCCCCAACAGUUGUCCGGAGAAGCGACGGAACUAUGA